GUACGCGCUCUCCGACGAGGACGGAAGCUUUGUUGUGCACACGACGUGAAACCAGUCCCGGGAAUCGAGAACCUGUUUUUUAUGAAACCUGCAUCGAAAUGCCAUCUAAAGAAGUGAAUCCCGAUCUGCUGAAGGAGCGCCACACAUAUACCUUUGAUCCCCACGAGCUUGCCGUCUUCUGGGCAGGUGGCGAGGAGAGAUACAAAGAAAAGAAAAGCCUGGAAAAAAUGUUUCUCGAGGACCCGGCAUUGAAGGAUGAUCUACCAAUCUCCUACCUGUCGCACAAGGAGCUGUACGAGCACAGCCUACGCAAGGCGUGCAUCAUAGGCGAGAAGAUACGGAAACUCCGUGCUGAAGGCGAGGAUGGCGUCGAUACCAACAAUGCGCUGCUUGGUGGCUCUCUGGGCGCCGCCAUAUUGAAGGAGGGCAAUCCUUUGACCCUACACUAUGUGAUGUUUGUGCCCACCAUCAUGGGUAAGGGCACUAUGGACCAGCAGGUGGAGUGGCUGAGCAAGGCAUGGGACUGCGAGAUUAUUGGAACCUAUGCUCAAACAGAGCUAGGACAUGGAACGUUCUUGUGGGGUCUGGAGACUCGCGCUGAUUACGAUGCCAGAACCCAGGAGUUUGUCAUAAACACCUACAAGUGGUGGCCGGGAGGCUUGGGUCAUACGGCAAACCAUGCUGUUGUGGUGGCUCAAUUAUACACCAAGGGCGAGUUCCGUGGUCUGGUGCCGUUCAUUGUCCAGCUGAGGCACUCGGACACUCACGAGCCUCUGCCUGGCAUCGACAUCGGCGAUAUUGGUACGAAACUGGGUAUGAAGUCCGUGAACAAUGGCUAUCUGGGUCUGAAGAAUGUCCUGAUGAAGAAUCAACAGGUUCUGCCGGACGUCACCUAUGUGGCGCCCAAGAACAGCGUUCUCACCUAUGGAACAAUGAUGUUUGUUCGAUGCGCUCUGAUUCGCGACACUGCCCAGAGUCUGGCCAAGGCAUCUACCAUUGCCUCAAGGUACUCGGCGGUGCGCCGACAGAGUCCUAUCGAUCCAAAUCAGCCGGAGCCACAGAUCAUGGACCACACCACCCAGCAGCUGAAGCUGUUUCCCCAAAUAGCCAAGUCCAUUGUAUUCAAAACCACCGGCGACGGUAUUUGGAACAUGUACAACGUCUUGUCGGGGGAGAUCGAGCAGGGUAACCUAGACCGCCUGCCCGAGAUGCAUGCCCUGUCCUGCUGCCUGAAAGCCAUCUGCAGUGCUGACGCCGCCGCUGGUGUGGAGACCUGCCGUCUCUCCUGUGGCGGCCAUGGCUACAUGGACUGCUCCAAUUUCCCGACCAUAUACGGCAUGACGACCGCUGUCUGCACGUACUAGGGUGAAAACACAGUAAUGUUGCUGCAGACUGCCCGAUAUCUGGUUAAGGUAUACGGCCAGGCCUUAAACGGGGAGAAGCUGGUACCAACAGUGGCCUACAUCAAUGACGCGCUAAAGGAGAGGCAGUUUGUUAACUCCGAUGGUUCCCUAGAAUCUAUUGUCAAGGCCUUCCAGUUUGUGGCCGCCAACAAAAUCCGUAUUGCCUAUGAGCAGAUUGAGCAGCGUCGUAGACAGGGCCACAGCACCGAAAUGGCAGCUAAUCUGAGCGGAACCUUUUUGACUGCAGCGGCAGACGUAAGUAAAUAAUUUGAAUCAGCCUAUACGGAACUGUUGGCCGUGUCGCGACAGGUUUCACCAGCGCUGGCCGAUGUCCUGAAGGUGGUGCUGGAGCUAUACCUAGUUGAUGCCGCGUAAGAUUUCAUCGACCUCACAGACAAAGAUGUCACAACGUUGGAGAUUCGCCUGCAGAACUGCCUGAAGCAACUGCGACCAAAUGCCGUCACCUUGGUGGACAGUUUCGAUUUGCAUGAUCGCGUUCUGGACUCUGUACUGGGGGCGUACGAUGGCAACGUCUACGAACGCAUAUUCGAGUCGACCAAAAAGAAUCCGCUCAACAAGGAGCCUGUGAACGAAGCAUUCCACAAGUACCUGAAACCCUUCAUGAAGGCACACCUCUAAACACACUUAUUAAGUGGGUUAUUUUCCCCGCUAUUGUUACUCUUGUAAAUAUAUUGUUGUGCAGUUGAAAUUAGGCUGUAAAGUUAUACUCGCACGAAUAAAUAAGUAAUUUUUAGGUAUUCU
This is a messenger RNA of Drosophila miranda, 2165 nucleotides long. RefSeq names its product probable peroxisomal acyl-coenzyme A oxidase 1. Gene Ontology annotation, molecular function: FAD binding; fatty acid binding; acyl-CoA oxidase activity. Gene Ontology annotation, biological process: fatty acid beta-oxidation using acyl-CoA oxidase; lipid homeostasis. NCBI's taxonomy places the organism in Eukaryota, Metazoa, Arthropoda, Insecta, Diptera, Drosophilidae. Gene Ontology annotation, cellular component: peroxisome. The record is from RefSeq and is a predicted model, not a curated record.